Molecule: messenger RNA, 3107 nt
Organism: Anguilla rostrata (American eel)
Lineage: Eukaryota; Metazoa; Chordata; Actinopteri; Anguilliformes; Anguillidae
Gene: tm6sf2a
Product: transmembrane 6 superfamily member 2a
Exons: 10
Coding region: 302-1438 (378 amino acids)
Biological process (GO): regulation of lipid metabolic process; lipid homeostasis
Cellular component (GO): endoplasmic reticulum membrane; endoplasmic reticulum-Golgi intermediate compartment membrane
Source: RefSeq, a predicted model, not a curated record
ACGCCAGUCAUAUCGCGAGGGAGACGCACUUAUGAUGGACUUUGAAAGCAAAGCCGCGUGGAGUCUGACGCGACAUUGCACAAGUUGCCCUCAGUGGGAAAGUUUGGUCUCGGUGAUUGUAAAGUCUGACUUCAUUCCUCGAGGGGACACGGGACACCAGCAUGUGGCACGACAAAAAACAGUUUUGCGUUUAACAGUGAAGAUCAGUAGACUUGUUUUUUAGACGACAUAGUGGAGUUAAAAGCAGGAGCUCCCAGUGGAGUAGGCUACAUUACUGAGAGUGCCUAUUAACCAUUAAUUUAUGAAAAUGAAUAUACCGCAGGAAAUAUGUGUUUAUUUCUUUUCUUUGUCGGCGCUUGGGGUACUAUACACCAUGAACAACGUUCCAGCCUUCCAACAUCCACAGGUCAUCCCGGUCGUUGGAGUGGUCGUGAUGCUGGCGGUGUUCCUGGUGGUUUACCUCGCCGUCCGCCACAGACCCCCUAAAGACCCCCUCUUCUACGUUUUUGUAGAGUUUUCCUUCACCUGUGUGAUCAGCCUGGUCAUCGCCCUGGAGCAGGGAGGGUUCACUUCAGGAUUCAUGGAAUUCUAUCAAAAGACGGGGGAGCCCUACGUAGUGACAGCAUACGCCAUUAUGAUGUCAUACUGGGAUGGCGUGGUACACUUCCUGUUGUACCUCUUCAUGGUGCAGCGCAUGGCCAAUGAGAUGUCCUACCGCAGUAUGGGGCUGUUCUGGGCCGGGUCGCUGUUGGCCAACAUGGCUGUGUACGUGCCAGGGAUCAUCAUCGGAAAAUACGGCGCGUACAUUUGCCCCACCUAUUGGCUAAACUUCCCCUUCCUGUUUGGGGCCUUGUGGGGGGCCAUCUCCCUUUUCAAUAGGCCGAGGGAGCUGCCAAUCAUCCCAGCUGACCAGGUGGCAGCGGAGCAGAAGCGCGGUCUCCUCUCCCGGCCCCUGGACCUGCUCCUGGUGCUCUUCCUGGUUGGGGCCAUGGGCUUCACGAUCUUCAGGGGCUUUGUGGUUCUAGAUUGUCCCCUAGACUCCUGUUUCACCUACAUCUACCAGUACGAGCCGUACCUGAAGGACCCGGUGGGCUUCCCGCGAUUCAUGAUGCUGCUCUACCUGUUCUAUGGCCUGCCGCUCCUGGCUCUGUUCGUCUACGGGCUUUGGAAACCAGGCUGCACCUGGAUGCUGGACUGGUCUCUGUUCUUUGCAGGGGCUAUAGCUCAGAGCCAGUGGUGCCACACCGGGGCGUCGGUGCACCACCGCACCCCGUUCACGUACCGGCUCCCCGAGGGGCGGUGGUGGGCCAUCGUGGGGGUGAACCUCCUGUACGCGGCGGGACCCCAGCUGCUGGCCCUGCGCUGUGCCCUCCGCCCCGCCUUCUUCCUCAAAACCGUGCCGGCGGACCGGGCCGAUCGCCAGAAGAAGACCAACUGACCGCCGCGCCGCGAACCCCCGCAAGCUCCGCCCCCAGCCCCAGCCCCCCCCCCCCCCCGCCCACUUCACCCCCGUUACUGCGGCAACCACCGGUCUGGGUGGAGACCCGGGGACCGGUUGGCACGCCGCCGGCUGCGAUCGCUUGCGCACGAAGACCGAGGGGAACUCUGCCGGUGAAUCUGUGUGAGCUGAACUCUGAACUGAGCUGUCAACACGUCCGCCGACCGAUCGUGGACCCUUGGACCCGAGAUUAUCACCACCACCCCUUUGCAAACAACCGCGGAUCUUACGGGCGGACGACCCAACCCCACAACGAAACUUCAGCAGCCAGACGGACUCCUGAUCCGACUCCCUCCCAGGCUUUAUGGCCCAGUGGCUGAACGUACGGAAUUUGGACUGGAUCAGCGCGGUCUGAUACGAACAAAGUCACGUUCAAUAAAAUACUGAGGAAUGGAAAACAACUGAGACACUUACAGAACGGUCACACAAAUCAUGGAAUACAGAUGCAUCCUGGGAUCGUUCUCACUGGCCAACAUUCAAAAUUCCGAAUGUAUGCAUAUUUCCCGUUCUAAACGUGUUUUGAAUACCCUGUUUAUGAAUACCCUUUUUUUUAAAAUUUACACUUGUAAUUAAAGUGCAUAAAUAGAUAGAUAGGUCUUUGCAAUUCAUGCCAAUAUCUUAUUAUUUUUGGAGGUACUAGUCUCAGGAACCAAUUUUCCAGUUAAUUGAAAAGUUUUCAGCUUUGCACCCACAUUCACUCAUGCACACAGUUUAGUUAAUUAGACAGCAUUCUGAACAAGGGAAUUAAGACCACUUCUUUAUUCAGCAUUUAUUUAGUUUUUACAUUUUUUAAAUUUUUAUUCUAUUUUACAGAUUCCAUUGCUGAAUACAGAAGUUCUAUGUAUUAAUUGUGAAUGUUCUAAUCUCGGGGCUGUGAUAAUGAACACUUGGCGUGCUCGUGAAUCAGGGUCACUGCACCAGACUGCCCGCUCGUUAAAAACUUUCACUAAGUCACCCUGGGCGCCGUGGGGUUGCUUCGCUUUUAAGAGCAAUCAGAGAGGUUUCGAGGAGCCGUUAAUGAGCUGAGGUACAAUUAAGCGACCGUUGCUUUGAUUUUGCCCUUCAGAGCAUAACACAGCGAUUGGUUCAAAUCAGCGAAUCAGCGAGUUAACGAUGGCAUGUUGGCCCGCCCAUUUUUAAAGAUGCAUUCUCCCAUGACUGGGUUUUUUUUUUUUUUUUUUUUUUGCAAAACCUUAAAAUUUUAGUGUUUAAAUAUAAUAUUCAGGCACGUUCUGUGAAUGAAAUCCAGAACACAUGCUUGGUAAGGAAUUUAUUACCAAGCAUGGGGGGGGGUAGUCGCAUGGCAAAAUACGUCUGUGAAACCCGCGGGGCUCGAUUUGAGUCAUGUUGUGGGGGGUGUACUCUAACCUGGAGCUAACUUCCUUAUGACGUAGAGCGGAAAGUGGUCGGCAGCGCCUCUGAUGACGCUCAUGCUUAGAAUGACAAUUUUUCUCUGGCAAACGCGGCAGACAGACGCCUUCGCGACCCUAAACUGUUCUGAUUUUGGGCCAGACUGUUUAUUUCAUCUCUCGCUGGAUGACGUUACUGGACUCUGGUAAACUUUGCUCUCCUUGCAGGGCGCAGUGAUAUAAAAAAGAUGACUAAUGAA